UGCGCACAUACACACAAAAAUGCACACGCGCUGCUUGCAGAUCACGUGAUUUAAGGGAAUUUGGUGGGUUGAAAUGAAAGCGAAAGCAAAGUCGAACACCUGAGAACUCGACACUACUGGCCGCGCACGCAGACAUGCGCGGCUCUCAAUGUAAGCGAAUGCAGGCGAGUGUCUCCGGCAGGUCUUAAGCUGAUUUGUCACCGCAAAAAAAAAAAAAAAAAAAAAAAAAAAACACUAUAGUGAACAUAGCAUCAGGUGGCGACUCCGCCUUCCUCACAAAACCGAAAGUAAGGAGACUGUUCGUAUCAAUCCGAGGUACGACCAUCUGGAGAGAACACGCUGAGAGCCUCUCACUGCUGUUUGGACUGAAACGCGCUCUGGCUGCGACUGCAACUCCUCGGUUUUCAGCUCUAGUCCUUCAAAGAUAGAUGAGAGAGGACAUCCAGGCUCAUCUCCCCUGCCUGCACGCCAUGAUUCCCGUACCGAGUUUUGCUGAAAAUUUGAGCAUCAUGGCGCCUCAGAGAGGACCAAGGAGCAGAUGAUCGACCAGGAGGCAAACAGUGAUGGAGGAUCUGACGGUGAAAAGAGGAGGAAGUGGUGCCACAGGUUAUCAAGGAGAAGAUUCCUCUAUGUAGGAUGGUCAGAGACAGUCUCGAUAGAACAGUCGCAUUGAGCCAAACGCAGAGCUGCACAACGGAGACACAGGAGGCUGCAGGGUCUGAACGAGCACAGAGCCCAGAGCAAGUUGAUCCGGAAAGCACAGAGCCAACUGAGAGACAGCUGGAUUUACAGUUUUGGAGCAAACUCAAGCGUGAGAAGGGAUCUGAAUCCUGGGGACAGGCUGGGAAUGGAGCCAACGCUGACAACUUCCCAACACACCUCCGUCCAUUCAGUAGCCAAGCGGAGUAUGAGCUAGUGAAGCACACGUACCAGCAGCUCCAACACAGCGGCUUCUACUGGGGGCCGAUGGCCAUGGAGGAGGCACAUGACAUACUCUCACGUGCACCGCUGGGAACCUUCCUCAUCAGGGACAGCGGGCAGACAGAUGUUUUCUUCACUCUGAGUUACCAAAGCGAAGACGGCCCCACGAGCGUUCGCAUCCAGCUCAACAACCUGCACUUCAGUCUGUAUGGAAGCAACAGAACUUUUGAGUCGCUCUUUGCUCUGCUCACUUACUACACCAGCUCAGCCUGCAAACUGACAGUGCCCUAUCGCAGGCAGCGCCCGGAGCGGCUGAAGCAGAUGUGCCGGAGGGCUUUUGUGCGCGCCUACGGAGCAGAGAAUAUAAGCACCGUACCUGAACACAGCCCUCAAAUUAGAGUCUACAUUAAUGCGUACCCGUACUGUAUAUAGCGUAUCAAGAUGCUGCGGCAUGUCAUUUUGGGUUAUUAUAAGUUAAAAAAAUGUUAAUGUAUUUGUGUUUUAUAAAUAACACACAUCUUUUUUUUUUGUAUUAUAAACACAACACCUAUGGCUUGUUAGUAUUUAAUUUGCAACAUGUUCAACAUCAUUUGCACAGAUUUUCAAAAAUGUCUCGCAGAUAAAAAUCUGCAUCUAUAUUUUUAUAUGAGGAGGAUAUUUUCUACCAGUCCCGUAUGAACCACUCUUCUGACUUGUGUGAGCGUGACGGUCAGUGAGAUCUAUCAAAAAUGUAAAAAACCUGCUACAUGUUAAAACUGCAUUACCUCAUGUCUUGCCAUGGGGGAGGCCAGAUGAACAUUAGAUGUUAAAACAGCAACGCUGAAAAAACGGUUGUGGUAGCUCUGAAGUGAUGUUCUCUACAUCUUCUAGUGUCUCUGUUCUCACUCUGUUUUGUACGGACUUCAAAAGUGACCAUAAGUGCAAUUAUGUUUUCAGUCUGGGAGUUAAUUAUCUGUUUAACUCAUGAUAAAAAUCUUGUUAUAAUUGGCUUAACUGUCUAGUAAUGUUGGGGGAGAAAAAACAAAAAAAAAACAUCCUUUUUGCAGAAAAAUGGGGCGGAUAGCCAAUGUUUAUUGUAAAACAAAAGCAACAGGAACUUGACAUGAGUUAUAGAUAAAUGACACAUUACAUGUUAUAUAUGUAUAUAGCUGAUCUGUCCAUCCCUCAUGCAGUAUUUUGUUAACGAUGAUACCAGGAUUGCUCAUGUAUAUGCCUUUCUGAAUACGAGAAAUGUGAGGGAGAUCACUUAGGUUAAAUGAAGGUAUCAAAGCGCUGUCGUACUGGCAGGUAUUUGGCCUGUUAAUAUGAUAAAUUGAAAGGGCAGUCGAGUUAGGGAUUAUUAUAUGAUUUAUGAUUAUGGGUGAUUUUUAUUAAAAGUAGUUAUUUGAUUCAAACACUUGAAAUCCAUUUACAUGUGUAAUCAGUCUGUUCAGUCCUGUGGUACUUCUGCUUCUACUUGAACGUGUGAUGCUUUCUGAUACGUUGUUUUUUCAUGUUCAUCGAAAGUUGAAAGUAUUUUGCUUGCAAAAUAAAAUCCAUGUGAAACUAAUGUUUAAUUACUGACCAGACAAUGUGAGGCCAGCACUUGGACUUUGAGGGAUCCCAGAAGCAGCUAUAAUACCUGUGUGGUUUUAGGGGUUGUUCUGUCCGCUGGCCUCUUUGGUUCAGACUCAGGUCCUGCUCACACCUGGAACCAACAUCUGUCCUGAGUUUUCCCAUCACGAGUAUGAUGUGUGACAGGUGUGAAUACACCCUGGGCGCAUCUAGGAUACAUUUAGGAUCCGAUUUGCUGUAAACACCCAAUGCGUCCGGGGUCACAUACAGGACCAGCUUUGCAUCAUUUAUUGUGAAAAAACAAAAAAAAAAAAAAAAAACACAGACAUAAAUCAUCAGGUGAAAAACAAAAGGGCUGUGAGAAAAGUGUGUUCAUUAGAAAUGAAAGCUCCCUAAAAAGUAUCGUUUCAAACUCAAAACCUUAUUCAACUAAUUAAAAUGAUGAAUAUGGGUUGAUGUAAACUAUUAUUUUCUCAAUAAAGAUCAGUAUUUCCAUUUACCUGAA
Messenger RNA from Mugil cephalus (flathead mullet), 2980 nucleotides. RefSeq names its product suppressor of cytokine signaling 1-like. Gene Ontology annotation, biological process: phosphatidylinositol phosphate biosynthetic process. The coding region runs from base 637 to 1353 and encodes 238 amino acids. NCBI's taxonomy places the organism in Eukaryota, Metazoa, Chordata, Actinopteri, Mugiliformes, Mugilidae. Gene Ontology annotation, cellular component: phosphatidylinositol 3-kinase complex. Gene Ontology annotation, molecular function: 1-phosphatidylinositol-3-kinase regulator activity. The transcript has 4 exons. The record is from RefSeq and is a predicted model, not a curated record.